AUGGCAGUAAAGAGCAAAAAUCAAACACCUACAAAGAAAAAUGCAUCGGCGGUGAAGAAAGCCGCUGGAAAGAAAAAAGAUCUGAAUUCUGGCAAAGACGACGUGCUGGAUAGUGAAAAGGAAGAUGACGAUAUGAUGGAGCUAGAAGAUGAUGAAUCCAUUGCACCGGACGUUGCUGAUUCCGAUGAUGACGAGGAGAUGGAAGAUCAGCCACCAAAGAAGGCCAAAAAGACGAAGCUGGCAAAGGAUAAAUCGGUCUCUAAGGAACUGAAAGGAAAGGGAGCUGAACCUAAGGAGAAAAAGGCGAAGAAUGGUACGAAACAAUCCGAUCUUGCGCUAAAAGCAAAGGAUGCGCGUUCGGAUCGUUUAAAACGGACCGUUUGCUUGAAGCAUGUUAAACCGAUCCAUACCGAUAAGGAUAUCGUAAACUUCUUUUCUACGGCUGGCAAAUGUACCGUAAUUAGACGUGUGCGAAGCAAGGCUCUGGCGAUGGUACUGCUAGAGAGUGUCGAACAGGCUGAGAAGGCGAUCGAUCUGAACGGAAGACUACUUAAUGGGCAUUCGAUUGUUAUUGAACCUUCGAAGUUCCUUGAUAGGGAAAGUGCACUGAAAGAGAAGAAAAAACUUCGAACGAAAAAGAAGAAGUUAGAACGCCGCAAAAUGGCAAAGCAGCAGGCGGCAGGUGUUGAGAAAAAGGAACCUUCCACCGUGGUAAACGGUAAAGGGCAAAAGAAGAAAGACAAAACCAACAAGAAGGAGGGUAGUAAGAAACAAGGCAAAGGGAAAGAAGUCGCAAAAUCUGCUGCAAUCGCUCAAACGAGUAAACCAGCGAAGCCUGCCGGUGAAGCAAAAGGUACUAAGAAGAAGGAAUCGAAAGGAAAAAAGGUGACAAAAUAA
This is a messenger RNA of Anopheles funestus (African malaria mosquito), 897 nucleotides long. RefSeq lists its product as uncharacterized. The transcript has a single exon. The record is from RefSeq and is a predicted model, not a curated record. Gene Ontology annotation, molecular function: RNA binding. The coding region runs from base 1 to 897 and encodes 298 amino acids. Lineage: Eukaryota; Metazoa; Arthropoda; Insecta; Diptera; Culicidae.